Blastomyces gilchristii SLH14081 is the source of this 5856-nucleotide messenger RNA. RefSeq names its product histone acetyltransferase. The transcript has 5 exons. The record is from RefSeq and is a predicted model, not a curated record. The coding region runs from base 434 to 3733 and encodes 1099 amino acids. Gene Ontology annotation, biological process: regulation of DNA-templated transcription. Gene Ontology annotation, molecular function: histone acetyltransferase activity. NCBI's taxonomy places the organism in Eukaryota, Fungi, Ascomycota, Eurotiomycetes, Onygenales, Ajellomycetaceae.
UGGAGUUUAGCGCUCAAAAGGCUUGGCGUUUGGUGAGUAAGCAAAAUUCGUCAAGCCAGACCUCACCCAGCCAAGAGGGGGCUCACAGAGAUAGAGCAUCAGCUGGCAAAAGAGCAGACUGAGGAAUGAGCCGGCUGUGAUUUACGCGUCCGGUCGUUAGGUGCCAAACUUUGAUUUACUACUUAUAGCCUUGAUCGCAUGGUCGGUUUUUACGCAGACUGGUGGUUUAUAGAUCUCGUUGAUUGUGGCCCACGGCGUUGCUUCAGACACCCGCAUCUCCACCGCUGGGGGCGCAAGCCUCCGUCACAGAGGCCUCCUAUUUUCUUUGACGACAUAUAAAAAAAAACAAGCUGUGCAGUCAUCUGCCGACCCGAGCAGAGUGGCCCAAUGGUCUAAGCGCAUCGUCAAUCUGGCGACUGCAGUAGCUUAUACCAUGGCGGCGACUGUGCCGGCCGCAUACGGAAAUACUAGCAUCGAUCGACAGCCAGACCUAGUGGAUAGUGACCAAGAUGCCGAGGGCGAUGAGGAUGAUGAGUUCUAUCCAAGUCUCCCCCAAACGGCGCCUACGAUACCACAGGAAAAUGUCGAUAUUCCUUCAAACCUUGGGAAAGACGUGGAGACAAUCACAGCGAGUGAAAACGAGGCGAAUAGAGAAGAUGGCGCUGGGGGAGUGGAUAAUCCUGAGGCGGACCAUAAGGAUGACAUUGCCAAUAUAGAUGGGGUUGCCGACGCGGAUAGGGAUGGAGACGAAGAGACUGAGGCUAUCGGAGCGGUGAAAUUUCCAGAUGGCGAUGCCAAAUCUGACAGUGAUGGUGAGGAUGAUGACCCGAAUGACCCGGAUGUCGAAUUCGAAAACGAAUCCAACGGAGUCAAGGCAGAUUCCGAUGACGAUUCCUCUGAAGGAUCGGAAGCAGAUGAGGAGUGGGAGGCCGAAAGUAAUGACGUGGAAGAUGCAGAAGCAGAUGCAUCAAAUCCCAACAAUUGCAUAGUCUGUGGCCAAGACGAAGAACACGAUCCCAGCGAAGAGUUCGAAGAAUAUUUGUCAUGUGCUGUUUGUCGUGAUCAUUGUCACCGCCAAUGUGCGCGAGAACGAGGAGCUUUAAUUAACGACGAAGAUGCUGAAGAUUGGAGGUGUCCUGGCUGUGUUAGAAGCAAACUAGAACCUGAUAAACCUGAAGAGACGCCAUCCCGGCGAAAAUCAGGCACAUCAAACAUUGCACGAGAUCUACUACCCGCUCAUAGCGAAGCUUUAGGGCCGGAGUCCCAUUCUAUUUUCAGCUCGUUAAUAGUCGACGAUGAUCCCCUGGAUGGCUCUAGGUCGCUUCGGAAGCGGAGGGCAUUCGACGAGGGUCCAGAAGCGACUACGGUUACCCAGAAACGACAAAAGAAAACGCCCACCAGAUUCGAGGGGAUGAUUCCCACUCCUCUGCCUAGGAAUAUGAAAGCAGUACAAGCGUUGAUCGAAAAUUCUGCAGAGAGCACCCUUACUGCCCGCCAGUCGAGAUCACGACGAACGCGCAAAACCGAAAAGCCCCUUUGUAAUGUUGUUCAGCGUCAGCCAGGAAAGAUCAUUCUUUCAUUUCACCUAAAUAGUACAAAGUUAAACAAAAUCUUGAGCUCCCGGCCAAAACUAAAAGUCUCAAGACGAAGACGUCCGAAGCCACCGCCAGCGGUUGAACCGCCCCAGCCUCAUUUUCACCCCAUCCCCCCCGCGACAUACAGCGCUCCCUUUUACGCCUUCCACGAUCGAGAAAACGAUGAGCUCAAAUCGAAACCCUACGGGGGAAUCUUAUCAGAAGCUGACGCUGACACGUCAAAGACACUCCCCCUUGCUGCAGAUCGAGAGAAGUUCGAGGCCGCUCGUCAAAAAGCCGAAGAAGAAUGGAGACAGAAAAUGGCUGCUGUCGACCAGUCCGGUGACCCAGCACCACGUGCCUCACAAAAGAUCUCUGGUCCACCAAGCAAAAUAAAAUACAUCAGCUUUGGUGGCUACGAGAUUGAAACGUGGUAUGCUGCGCCUUAUCCAGAAGAAUACAGUAGAAACCGUGUGCUCUACAUCUGCGAAUUCUGUCUCAAAUACAUGAAUUCGGCGUUUGUUGCCUGGCGCCACAAACUGAAAUGCCCGGCGAAACACCCUCCGGGGGAUGAAAUAUACCGAGACGGAUCGGUGGCUGUUUUCGAAGUUGAUGGUCGCAAGAACCCCGUAUACUGCCAAAACCUUUGCUUGCUUGCGAAACUCUUCCUAGGAUCCAAAACGCUGUACUACGACGUCGAGCCGUUCCUCUUCUAUGUCAUGACAGAAUAUGAUGAGUUAGGUUGCCACUUCGUUGGCUACUUCAGCAAGGAGAAGAGGCCCAGCUCAUCAAAUAAUGUGUCAUGCAUCUUAACCCUCCCCAUCCACCAGCGGAAAGGCUAUGGCAAUCUCCUGAUAGACUUCUCCUAUCUCCUAACGAGGGUGGAACGGAAAACAGGGUCACCAGAAAAACCACUCUCAGAUCUGGGUCUAGUAUCAUACCGCAAUUAUUGGCGUCUGGUCUUAUCAUACCAGCUGCGAAAUCAAAAGUCUCCCGUCAGUAUUGCCGAGCUGUCAGAGCGCACCGGGAUGACAGCAGAUGACAUCGUGUCAGGCUUGGAGGGAUUGCGGGCCCUCGUACGGGAUCCCCAAACAAAAACGUACGCCCUGCGACUGAAUUAUGCCUAUUUCGAGGAAUAUAUUCGAAACUGGGAGAAGAAAAAUUACGUACGGCUCAAUCCAGAUGCACUUGUCUGGACUCCCUACCUUAUGGGUCGCAGUAACCAGUCACACUAUGACCGAGCACCGCUACAUACCGUUGCCCCGCGCGAUGAGCCCGAUGUGGACGGCGAUCUGGAUAUGGAAGGCAACAGUGAUAGCAAUAUGUAUACCAACCGAGCAGAAAAUGUGAAUGGUGAUACAAGGAGCAUGCAAGAUGGUCUCGUCAACGGACACCGCCAAGCCAGAUACGCAUCGCCCCCUUUUGAACCCCCUGGACCGCCAUCAAUGAGUGUGAUGCACUUCGAUGACCAUUCGUCAAGGCAAACAAACGGCGCCAGAACCCCGUCAGCGUCGUCCAUGAUACAGAAUCCAGCAGCUGGAAUCCCGCCCACGCGGUUCGAAAUAUUUCCCCCCAUCCAAGGAACAGUUGUCAAACGUCGACCAGGUCGGCCAUUCGGCUCAACUCGUGCUAAUAAGUUCAAAGGACGCACGACUACAGCCACUGCUCCCACUACCGCACGAACAAGUGGCCGCAGUACUCCAAAGCGAACCGCCAGCCAGGCUACGGGCACUCCGACACCUUCGAGUCGAACAAGUGGCCUCCGAAGGGGGCGAAGUAGCAGGCUCCUUGACGCUAAUGAUGCUAAUGAAACUAUGGGUGAUGGUAUUGAAAGCAGGGAGGACGGUGAACUUGAGCAAUUGGAGAAGCCGGAGCUCGAAUCUGCCGAGAUAGAGACGAGCGCUAUGGAGAUUGGUGCCAGGGCUACAUCUGAGUCGCUUGGCGGUUCGAGUAGCAAGGGCAGGGCUACCGGCGCUCUCGAGAAUGGCAACACGAAUGUCGACAAAGUUGCCUACGCUAUCACACCAUCUCGAGUCAACAAAGGCAAUAAGUCCCAUGCGACGGAUUUGGAUAUGGUGGACCAUGAAGGUGCCCAGGAAGCUAACCAGGGGGCUGACAGCAAUCACCAGUCGAUCGAUGGCAUUGAUGAAGAUACCUGAGAAUAACUUUCGACAUCCCUUCCCUUGUCGACGAUGGAGGCUGUUUCUCUACUCGAAUCAGCGAUAUAUCUGAUAUUUCUGAAUGUCAUAACGUUGCUGGAGCUUAUCACCAUUCGUUCUGACUUUUCUUAGGGCGCAAUAAGGAGUUUUACGUUGGUUCAUGUGGAGGUUAUGGGCAUGUUCAAUGAUAUUCUCCUUUAUUUCCUUUUAUACCACUGUUUUAUUUUUAUUUUUUAUUUUUUCUCUGUGAUUUCAGGCUCAUUUCCCCUCCAGUUACCGGAAUCAUAUCAUUCUGUUUUUCUUCUGAAAUGCACGCCCAUUUUCCCAUUUCGGGUUUCGCACCUAAAAUCAUCAUUGGCGUCUCGUUUUGUGACAUUCGCCGCACAAUUCAUCCGGUCUGCUAUUCCGCCUACGACCCUUAAACCGAUCUUCUCCUCCAUGCACUUCUGUCACCCCUAUCUUGUAACAGACACAUAUCUCACUAUCCUCUGUACUUUAUUAUUAUCAUUAACUGGUCCUAGUUUACAUCAAUUUUGAGCCAAUGGGAUAUUUUGGCACGUGGAAUAAUUUCGACGCAUCCAUCUCUCUCUCUCUCUCUGCUCGCUGCUUGUUCUUGGUUUCAGGCCAACUCCGUUGGUCUUUAGUGGCAGCUAAUGAUGUUACGUUAAUACAGGCUCUAAUAGUUGACCCCCACAUAUAGGUAGCAAAGUAAUCUAGCACAGCAUUACUCUUCUGUUCCUCGUACCUGCGUCUCGAGCCACCAAGUUACCAGGGUUCCAUGCUCGUAGCCUUCCCUCUGUUUGUGCGUGCGAUAAUCUUGUCACGAAAGUUUCUUUUGCUCACUCGAGGGCUUGCAUCCUUCCAUUAUUUGAUAUGCCGAAGUCAUUUUUACAUUUUUACUUCUUUCUCCCUUUUUGUUUGAAACCCCAUGCGGGGUUUAAGGUUUGGCUUAAUCUUCAAGUUCCAAGAUCUAGCAAACAGGUUUUGAUAUAUAUAUACCCAUACACAUGAAGCGAACCCCAGUUAGCCAAUGGCGGGAAGGGUCCAGAGUUUAAUCGCUUACGCCUAUGAUUAAUUAUCCAGGAGACAACCGGUCGGUCCUUGAGAAGGUCCUGAGAAUGUCCUGCGUCAUGGGUAGAAUACACAGGAGGCUGUGUGGAUUUGUAGAGUAGAUAAGAUGUGCAUAGAGUUCUGUAUAACUAUAUUUUGUGAAUGGCAGGAAGCCGGAAUCAGGCGGGAUGAUUGACUUCUUCGCACUGCCCUUAAAUGUCCCACACACACACACACACACGCACACACACACACCCACCUUUUUGAUAAACACCCGGGACAUUCCGCACACGUAAUGUACUUACUUGACUUGACACGAUAAGAGAAUGUCGCCAUCACUUAUUCAUUUGUUUCAGGGGCUUAUCCCUUAUCUGAUCUGAGUGGUUUGUGAGAAAUGUUCAAAUAAGAGUCAAGUCCACAAUUAUUCUGCGCCUAUGGAAAAAAGUCCUGUUGGGAGGCUCGUUGACAUCCAAGAGUGGCUGGAUGGUGUAGUUGGUUAUCACGUAUCGCUCACAUUCCUGGUCUGCACAGCGCAAGCUUAGUCAGCAUACCACAUGUGCCGAUAAGGUCCUGGGAUCGAACCCCAGUCUAGUCAUUUUUUUUUUUAGUUCUUUAUUUUUUUUGAUUUCUUUUCUUUUCUUUUCUUUUGUCACAUUUCAUAUUAUAUGAUUUAUUUUGCAAUAAGGAACCUCAUGAGCGGUAACGGACUAUUCUCGACGCUUUCACAUCAUUGGAUGCGAUUUGGGUUGAAAGGGGGGCAAGAGUCGGAAAGCGAGACAAAGAAAUGAUGAUGGGGGUUGGAUUUCAGCGAAUGAGCGUCAGCAACAAACCUGUAGUUAAGUUGUAAGCAACUAUUUAUUUAACAAAUGAUAUUCAAAUAAUGGGAAGAAAAAACCCCACCCCCCUUUUAUGUCCAGAAAAAUGACCAUCCCAACAUUGAACAAAGAAAAUGAAGUGGAGGAAUGCGUUCUCUUCUCUGUUGCCGCCCUGCAUGGUCCUGCGAGGCUAACUACUGGAAAAUUCCGACUAGUUAUUAUUACCUAACUGCUGCUGUUGUGCUGCUGUUGUGCUGC